AUGAAAGAGCUGCCAUCUCAAUACGGAACAUUCAAGGAUUGCCUUGCACGCCACAUCAUUGCAAAAUCUGUUUCAGCCUCCUCAGCCUCCCCAGAGGACGACGUCGACGGUUCCCAGCUCUCCGACUUCUCCUCCUAUCUCUCCCACGAAGUGUGGCCCACCCUUCCUUCCUCAUUCCACAACGCGUCCUACGAGACCAGGCAUUCACUGCCUGAUUUAGAUACCGACCUUGACUCCGGCUCGAUGUCCACGAUGCUCAGGCUCGAAAACAUCCCCACCUCCUUCUCCGAUUCUCUGAUCUCUUACGGAAUCUGCGACGACUGGGACUCGGCCGUCGAAUUCUUACGAAAGGUCGUAGUCGAUUAUAUGCACGAGGCUUGUAAACCGCCACCGGUAUGGAGUGCGACGAGGAAAGAUCAUAAGGAAUGUGAGAUGUGUGAGAGGGAGGUGCCGUUGACGUAUCAUCAUUUGAUACCGCGUUCGAUGCAUACGCGAGUGUUGAAGAAGAAAUGGCAUCCCGAGUCGAUGUUGGGCUCUGUUGCUUGGUUAUGUCGGCCGUGCCAUAGUGCGGUGCACCAUGCCGCGAGUAACGAAGAGCUUGCGCGGAGUUACUACACGUUGGAUCUACUGCUGCAACGUGAGGACAUACAGAGAUGGAGGCGGUAUGCUGCGAAACAGAGGUAUGGUGUCAAGAGAGGAUGAAUGACUUUGCGAACGUAAUUCUCUCCCCGUUUCAUCGACAUUCUUCACAGACCCAUUCGCUUCAACGACGUUGUGGCAUCCCGUACCAUACAAUUACGAGGUCACCUCUUGCCUUCAAGUUUCCCCUUAUCGUGCUCCCCUCCCACUUCCAUUUCCACUUCCCCCUCCCACUUCCACUUCAUCCACCUGCGUCCUCGUCCUAUCCCUCACUCGUCAUCGACGACUGCCUCCCUCCACCUCCAACGCUAAUGCCCGGAUCGCAAAACAACACCCCGCAGCAUUAGAUUUCGACUGGCACCUGAGUUAUAGUGGUAUGGCUAUGGGUAUGGACAGAGGGACUGGAGGUAAUUCGGUUUCGAAGGGAGCGGGUGGGCACCGGAGGUGGAAGUGGAGGUGGCGGUGGAGAAGGUGGAGGGUGGAGGAGAUGAGCAGUCGAGACUAUGGGCGUCCAGAUUCAUCGCUGGUAUGCCAAUGUCAAUGCCCAUACCAGUGCCAGUCCCGCUCGUUCAAGCAAGCUACGAAUACGAGUACGGGUGCGGUGGCAUGCCGGUGUCGAUUUCGGAGCCGGAGUUGAGGAGUAUUCAGGGGUUGUAUGUUUGCGAAGGGGAGGACGAGGGUAGUUUUGGGGGUAUGACGUACUGGGGAGGGUGGUUUCUCGUUCGAGAUAUUGGACAGGACUGUUUCUUAAUGAGCGUUUUCAGACGACUUACUUAUUGGAUAUUCAACUGGACUCCGAGUCCGAGGUUGUGAGCUACAUAAGUGUUCCAUGAUCCACGCGUAUAAUUCGUUUUGAAAAUAUAUACCUGUAGCAGUAAGUAGUAGUAUUUGCUGUAUCGUCCUG
Messenger RNA from Stereum hirsutum FP-91666 SS1, 1543 nucleotides. RefSeq lists its product as uncharacterized. The transcript has 3 exons. Lineage: Eukaryota; Fungi; Basidiomycota; Agaricomycetes; Russulales; Stereaceae. The record is from RefSeq and is a predicted model, not a curated record. Bases 1 to 702 code for a protein of 233 amino acids.